This is a messenger RNA of Cordyceps fumosorosea ARSEF 2679, 753 nucleotides long. RefSeq lists its product as hypothetical. The record is from RefSeq and is a predicted model, not a curated record. NCBI's taxonomy places the organism in Eukaryota, Fungi, Ascomycota, Sordariomycetes, Hypocreales, Cordycipitaceae. The transcript has 2 exons. Gene Ontology annotation, cellular component: Mis6-Sim4 complex. Bases 1 to 753 code for a protein of 250 amino acids.
AUGGACACCUCGGCGCCCACUAUCCCUACAAGAAAACAGGCUUUUCUUGCAGCGCAGACCACUCUGCUUUCGCAGCCUGUUGCGCCGUCACGCGCUUGGCAUGCGACAAACGACGCGUCUAACAAGCCCGUAAGACGACGGCUAGUCGACGAUGCCGUCUUCCAGUUCAACCGCAUUAUAGAGGAGCAUUGCCAGCGGGCCUAUGCACCCCAGGCCAGUCGAAAUCUAGCGGAGCGGAUCAGUGCCAUCUACAUCGGACAGAUAGAUCGUCGAGAAGGCGAUACGGAUGACGCCGAUGGAGCUGUUGGAAAAGAGGUAGACCUGACCAACGAUGAUGCUAUUGAAUCACUGCCAAUUUCUUGGCCAUCGGAAGAGGAAGCGGUAGCCAAACCUGAGGAUGCGCAAACUUACUCACGGUCCGUCUCCCGGCUUGUCGAACUCAGCAAGGAGCGGCGACAGGUUCAGCUCCGCAUGGAAAAGCUUCGCCGGCUACAGGUCGCUAUUGAACCACUCCGUACGUCAGAGUCGGGCAAGGGCGUACAAGAAAACUUGGUUGCCAAUAACAGAGCACUGGAAAAGGAGUUGGAAAAGAUGCGCGGUCUGCUGGAUCGCGUCGCUGAGCACGUCGACGGCUUUCGAGAUGCCAGCGCUAGUUCUCGUUCGCGCAACAUAGUCAACUUGGACGAGCUUCGGGCAUCCAGGAAGAGGGCAGUGGACGAUUUCCUGGCCGAUUCCAAGGUGUUCCCCAAUUGA